This is a messenger RNA of Scomber japonicus (chub mackerel), 315 nucleotides long. Its product is annotated as protein S100-A6-like. The coding region runs from base 1 to 315 and encodes 104 amino acids. The record is from RefSeq and is a predicted model, not a curated record. NCBI's taxonomy places the organism in Eukaryota, Metazoa, Chordata, Actinopteri, Scombriformes, Scombridae. Gene Ontology annotation, molecular function: transition metal ion binding; calcium ion binding. The transcript is spliced from 2 exons.
AUGGCUCGUCUGGAACAGGUCAUCAUAAACAUUGUGGAUAUAUUUAUGGAGUAUGCUGAUGAUGAAGGCAAGAAACGCAAGUUAAACAAGGAGGAAUUGAAGAAUUUGCUCCAGAAAGAAAUACAAAGCGAUGAGUUAAAAGGGAAAAUCAAUACAGAUGACAUUGAUGAGGCUAUGGAGAUGCUGGAUAAGAACCACGAUGGUGAGGUCAACUUCCGAGAGUUCUGCAGGUGUGUGUCUGCCCUGGCUAAAAGUUACUACCAAAGCAAGCAUGGCAAAGGUGGCAAGAAAGACAAGGGAGCUGAACCACAGUAA